CUCAGCUUCUUUUCGAAGGAGGAAGAUGCUUGCAGGCAGUGCGAAGCUUGUCGCUCGUCACGUCCUCUCAAGAAUUACAGCCUCUCCCGAAUCAUCUUCCCGGCGCGCAUAUGCAAGCUCCUCCCAUUCCCUGAGUUCGACGCGACCGCGACACGCAUCACGUGCACGCUCCACACAAUUGCAAUGGCAUUGCCUCACGCAGGCUCGAGGGGCCAAGAGAAAAGCCACCGUCAGUGUGAAGGAUAUCCCACAGGGCGCUAUCGACGGACCUCCGCUUCCGCCUCAGGAUGAUGAGACAGAUUACCCACCGUUAUUACAGGAGGUGCGGAACAACCUGCUCAAAUUCAGCCAUUGCGUUCUGUUGACGAGAGUCGGUGGAUUCUACGAAUUGUAUUUCGAGCAAGCAGACGAAAUCGCACCACUCCUAAACAUCAAGAAGACAAAAAGGAAAGCUUCCAAGGGAAGCAAGCGACCGCCGGUUUCAAUGGCUGGAUUCCCUGCCUACCAACUUGAGCGCUACCUCAAAAUCUUAGUGCAAGACUUGAGCAAGCAUGUCGCAAUAUGUGAUGAGUUCGUAAAUGAUGCUUCCACCAGGGCAAAAGGUGACUCUCAGUUCACGAGGCGAGUCUCCCGCAUCGUCACUCCUGGCACGCUCAUUGACGAGCAUUUUAUGGAUCCCUGGGAAAACAAUUACCUGUUGAGUAUCCAUGUCAACCCGGAAGCCCUGAAAGCAAAUGCUGUCAAAGUCAGUCCUGGAAGUUCCAAGGUUUCUUCUGUACUUAAUCUACCUCGUACAGAAGUCGGACUUGCGUGGAUUGAUUUAUCGAGCGGAGACUUUAUUACCCAGAGCACCGAUAUUGCUUCUCUUCCAUCUGCAGUUGCUCGCAUAAGGCCUCGUGAAAUCGUCCUAGAUAGUAUCUUCGCUGAGGAACAAAACUCACGGAUGGUGUCAAUCUUGAAAGAGGAAGGUCAUGUGAUCACAUUCCAAGAGCCUGCUACUCAACCUUUGAGCGUGGUUGAUUGGUUACCGAUGAUGGGAGACGUAGUCGAGGACUUCAACCCCAAAGACUUUAGCACCGCGGAAGUGGCUGCAGGAGGGUCUCUACUUCAUUACGUGAAACACCAGCUACUUGGUGCGAGAACACGAUUGCAGGCUCCAGUCAGACAUCAGGCCGGGGAUCACAUGAGCAUUGACAAGAACAGCUUAAGAGCUCUCGAGAUCAGAAGCACAAUACACGACGGCUCUCAUCAAGGCAGCUUGCUGCAUUCGCUCAAAGAGACAGUGACAAAGAGCGGAACUCGACUUCUUACCCAGCGACUUUGUGCUCCCUCAAUGUCUCUAUCUACCAUCAACGAGAGACUAGAUCUUGUUGAAGAGAUGAUCGACUACCCUCAGCUUCGGCAAGAUGUAAGAGCAUUGCUCGGCCAGACGUUCGAUUCGCUUCGCCUCGUGACAAAGUUCACAGUCGGCCGCGGCGACGCUGAUGAUCUUAUGGAGCUGUCGAAGACAGUGGCGACCACAGCGGACCUUGCCAAGAUACUCCAAGUCCAUGUUGCGUCAAGAAACGCCAUCAUAAUCAGUCAGGAAAACCAAGUUGUGGAAGCGCGAAGGAGACAGUGCAUUCCGGCUUUGCAGAACCGCUUUGACCUGAUACAGCCGCUUGAACUGGCACAACGUAUCCAAGAUACCAUCGACGAGGAGGGAUUAUCAGAAUACCACCGAAUCGAAAACGACCAAGCUGCCGAAAUGGAAGAGAUGGCCCAAGAUGUCCUCGGUCAAGAAGCUGGCAAGGAAGAUCUGAAGGAGUUGCCCAAACGCAUCCAGCCAAAACCGCACAUGAUUGCGCCGAGCUACAAAAGCGCAACGGAUGGCCGUGACGAUAUCUGGAUAAUGAAACGGAAAGCCAGCGAGACACUAGCAAAACUGCACAGCACUCUCGAUGGUCUGGACGAGAGCAAAGCGAAUCUAGAACAGCAGUUGCGCAAAGAACUAGGUGCUGAGAGCCUUUGCCUCAAAUGGACCCCAAAUCUGGCCCACAUUGCACACGUGAAAGGCAAAGAUGUCAGUCGAGUCACUGCCCAGUACCCCAAAAGCCUGAGCAGCAGCAAGUCUACACGAUCUUUUCAGGUUCCUGAAUGGACACGAUUGGGCACUGAAAUGGACGAAAUUCGUUUCCGUAUACGUAACGAGGAACAGCGCGUUCUGAGCGACCUUCGCGAGGGCGUUGUGCGCAAUCUGGUCAAACUUCGACGGAAUGCAGCUGUACUAGAUGAACUUGAUGUGGCCUGCGCUUUUGCUAUACUUGCAGUCGACAAGAGCUUUGUUCGACCCAUACUCAACGCAGGUACUGCUCAUCACAUCAUUGGUGGGCGCCACCCUGUUGUUGAGGCGGGAUUGGUCGAGCAGGGGCGGACGUUCGCACCAAAUGACUGUCUGUUGGGUGAGAAUGAGCGGAUAUGGCUCAUAACGGGACCCAACAUGGCCGGCAAGAGUACUUAUUUACGACAAAAUGCACUUAUAUCGAUUCUUGCCCAAACCGGCUCCUUCGUACCAGCAGAGUAUGCCGAAGUGGGACUCGUGGACAAGAUUUUCACCCGUGUAGGUUCUGCCGAUAACUUGUACCAAGAUCAAUCCACGUUCAUGGUGGAGAUGCUCGAAACGGCGCAAAUUCUUAAAGAAGCCACACCUCGCUCGUUUGUCAUUAUGGACGAGGUUGGCAGGGGCACAACACCAGAGGAUGGAAUCGCCGUGGGUUACGCCUGCCUUCACCACCUCUACCACAUCAAUCAGUCUCGGACUCUAUUUGCGACCCAUUUUCACGCGCUCACCGACAUGACUAAAGACUUUGAAAGAUUAAGAUGCUAUUGCAACGACGUGGCCGAAGAGGCAGAUGGGAGGUUUUCUUAUGUGCAUCGACUGCGAAAAGGGGUGAACCGACAAAGCCAUGCGCUGAAGGUUGCCAGAGUUGCAGGUAUGCCUGAAAACGCAAUAGCGGUCGCGGCACGAGUGCUCAAGAAGUUGAAGCCAGAAGUCACGAACGACGAGGCAGGUACGGAUGAACAACUCGGGCCACGGCCAGCUGCAACAGCAUAGCUCUAGCCUCUAGCCUUCCGUCCCCCUCUCUCGUCAGCAUAUAUGGUUUUCGCUGUCCUAUCGCUAUUGUGAAUAAUUUUUAAAUACCUACCUUCGAUUAUCGGUUUCUUACUCCGG
Molecule: messenger RNA, 3211 nt
Organism: Paraphaeosphaeria sporulosa
Lineage: Eukaryota; Fungi; Ascomycota; Dothideomycetes; Pleosporales; Didymosphaeriaceae
Exons: 4
Coding region: 26-3094 (1022 amino acids)
Biological process (GO): mismatch repair
Cellular component (GO): nucleus
Molecular function (GO): mismatched DNA binding; ATP binding; ATP-dependent DNA damage sensor activity
Source: RefSeq, a predicted model, not a curated record